Messenger RNA from Cuscuta campestris, 1151 nucleotides. NCBI's taxonomy places the organism in Eukaryota, Viridiplantae, Streptophyta, Magnoliopsida, Solanales, Convolvulaceae. The record is from the annotation of a GenBank genome assembly.
GAAGAAGACACCACCGGACACUUGUCGACUCCACCACCGGCGAGGCGGAAGAACAACCAGCCUGGCUAACGACACGCUUCCCCAUUUCAAUCUACCUUUCUUUUCCGUUUCAAGUUGGUCAACAAUGGGUUCUUACUUGAACUUCAAGGGGGAAAAUCCGCUGACCAGACAACCUUCAAUGUACUCCCUGACCUUCGAAGAGCUCCAGAGUCCAUACGGUGGACUUGGGAAGGACUUUGGGUCAGUGAACAUGGAGGACCUAUUGAAAACCAUCUGGGCAGCUGAGGAGGAAUCCCAAGCCUUUGCAUCUGCCGAGGCUGCAAAUGUCCCGUGUGGGAACUUCUUGCAGAGACAAGUUUCUUUAACACUGCCUCGGACUCUUAGCCAGAGAACUGUCGGUGAAGUGUGGAAAGACUUCCAAAAGGAGGCAGUGUCCAAGAACUAUGGAGAAAUAACACUGGAAGAGUUUUUAGUGAAGGCUGGGGUUGUAACAGAGGACAAAGAACCUACCGGAGGUACCCUACAGGAACGGCCUCAGCUACCUUUGUACUCUAACAAACAGCCCACUGCAGCUUUUGCAUCCCUUGGGCAUCCACUGUCUUCAGAUGUUGUUGCUGAGAGAAACUUGGAUGCAUCUUCAUUAUCACCAUCACCUUAUGCGUUUAAUGAGGGUGGAAGGGGGAGGAGAGGAUGCAGUUCUUUUGACAAAGUAGUGGAGCGGAGGCGGAAAAGAAUGAUUAAAAACAGGGAAUCUGCUGCAAGAUCACGAGCCCGGAAGCAGGCUUAUACUUUAGAAUUGGAAGCAGAAGUAGCAAAACAAAAGGAGAUCAACGCACAACUGAGGAAAAAACAGGCUGAACUUUUGGAGAUGCAGAAGAAACAGCAGGAAGAGAAAGAAAAAAGAGGGCAUCAGGGUUGCAAGUCAAUGUGUUUGAGGAGGACGCAAACCGGACCCGUGUAAAAAGAGUUCCUUGGGAAGAAGAAGCAUAUAAAGAGAUAGAACCCAAUGCAUGCAGUUAGCCUCAUAGAGUGUUCCCACAUGUUCUUAGCAUUUUUGCUUUUGUUGGUUCCAUAUCUGUGUUUGUUUUGAAGGUUGCCAUACUGUGCAGCUUAGUUUUGUAAUUAAGCUCUAAUAUAAUAUGAAGUCUUAU